AUGGCUUCACCGUUGUUGUUGUUGUCAGUUGAAAGUGACUCAACUGACAACCUUCGUCAACAACUUCUCUCCCUAGACACUGACCCUCGAGACCUCCGCGCUGAAAAAGCGCAACUCGAAGCUGAAUUGGCUGCCAUUCAUAAAAAGUUUGACGCCGAUAUCAACGCCAUCCAAGUCAAGAUGGACGAGGUUAAGCGGGGUCUGUCUGCUGAGAAGCGCGUGGCGCGUCAGCUUGCCUUUCCUCAAGGCAUCAUCAACAACGCCAACAUCAUCGAGGGCCUUGCCCUUCAGAUGAAACAUGACACCGGCUUGAAGAUCGCGCUCUUCGCCCUUGCAAACGGUCGCGGCACCGUUCACUACAUCAACAAGUUGGCCGCUGCAAUCAUGACUGAGCUGGCGGGCGAAACGUCAGACUUCUUCCAAACCGUGGCCACUAGAAUUCUCGAGGUCGCUGGCACCAAUGGUGAUGAACAGGCAUUCUCGACACCAAACCUCACUUCAACCUCACCAACCUUCGCUGAUGAUCUUGUCGCCACCGAUCCAGACGGAAACCCCCUCCCUCAGAACGUCGCACCACUCAUGCCACUUGUAUCAUACGGCUCCCCAAGCGUGAAGUCUGAGUCCGACUCUAUCAUGGACUCAUUCGAUGGUCAAGCGAACAUGAGGGCUCUCCAAGAGUACGAAGCCAACGGUGCCAACCUCACCCCAUCUCCCCAACCAGAAAUACCGAACAGAAUUACUCCAGCGAUGUACCGUGCUCCUGUUCAGUCUAAUGGCCAUGCAUCUGGACCAUCCACCCCGUUUCCAAACUUCCCUGCCCCGAAGGUCCAAGCGCCAGCAAUUUCACAGCUAGGCAACAAGUUCCCUGGUCUGCUGGAAAGCAUUGCCAUCGGUAAAGCCAAGAAGCGAGCACUCCCGGAGCCAGACCCAAUGGACACUCCAGAACCAGAGGAGAAUGGUGCAGCAGGACAGGGUACUCCAGCUAGACAGGUCAAGAGAAACAAGACUGGCAGAGAAGCAGUCAUGUCUGGCACAUACAUAUCAUUCCUCAAGCACAUCGAGCUCCUCCACCAACAGCGAAAGAGCAUCGCCAACCUCCUCAGAUGUUCCAAAUGCCAAAACAAUCGACGUGACGUCCGCAUCCUCAGAUGCUUGCACAUCUACUGCCACAAAUGCAUUCUCACCUUGCGCGCUGCUGCCGAGAAGGGCGAUGCUAUGACCGGUUUCAGCUCCGCAUGCGUGGUUGCAGGCUGCACUGAGAUCGUGAUCGGGAAGACAUCGGUGUUGGACUCGGAUUUGAUCGACUUUCUCCAAUGGUAUGACACUCAGGAUGCUGGUAUUCGGCACGGUCCAGCGCAGGCUCAAGUCCUCAAACUCGCAUUGGACAAGACGCCUGACGAUGAAGAUGUCAAGGCCAAGAGCAAAGCGGUCCAGAGGGAGCUUGACAGUGCCAGACUCAGAGGUGUAGUCGAUUCACCUUGUGACUUGGUCAAGAUUGCCAAGUUGGUGAGGAAGCCUUACUAA
Molecule: messenger RNA, 1524 nt
Organism: Exophiala viscosa
Lineage: Eukaryota; Fungi; Ascomycota; Eurotiomycetes; Chaetothyriales; Herpotrichiellaceae
Exons: 2
Coding region: 1-1524 (507 amino acids)
Source: RefSeq, a predicted model, not a curated record